Molecule: messenger RNA, 2217 nt
Organism: Anopheles moucheti
Lineage: Eukaryota; Metazoa; Arthropoda; Insecta; Diptera; Culicidae
Product: signal transducer and transcription activator-like
Exons: 1
Coding region: 1-2217 (738 amino acids)
Biological process (GO): cell surface receptor signaling pathway via JAK-STAT; defense response; regulation of cell population proliferation
Molecular function (GO): DNA-binding transcription factor activity, RNA polymerase II-specific; RNA polymerase II cis-regulatory region sequence-specific DNA binding
Source: RefSeq, a predicted model, not a curated record
AUGGCUUGUUACCCGUGGUCCUGGUUGAAUCAGCUAGAGCAACCCACGCUGAAAGCGUUUCGCUUCAUGUAUGAUGCGAACAUAUCGGUGGAGGUGCGAAGUCAGUUAGCAAAUUGGAUCAAAUCGCAAAUGGUCAACCCACCGACCUAUCCCGACAACACGACGGCGAUUUGUGCUCAACAUGCGGCUAUAUUUUUCAACCAACUCGUCCACAAGGUGAAGCGAUUGGGAGUGAAAUGUUCCCCUCACACCAUGCAAGAACAGAACAACUCGGUCAACAUUUUACUAGAGCUCUUCUCAAGCAACCCAGUCGAUCUCUACCAGCAACUGAAGAAAUGUUUGGAACAACAAUGUAUUUCCUACCCGUACAAAUGCAUCCUAUUAGCUGAUAUGGAGGUGUCAGAGAUGUUCAAGCAACUCCAGCGACUCCAAGUAAUGGUGCAUGAGAACGACGUCCAACUCUGCUACAUAAAAACGGAACACGAUUAUCUGGCACAGGAGAAGAAUGCGCUGCAGGAACAUCGAGCACAGCUUAAUACGAUGCUAGAUGAGAAGAUACAAAUAGAAAUGACAUAUUUAGUCGCUCUACGUCAAGACAAAUUCGACGACCAUUUGCAUAAAUUUUGUGGCAAACGAACAGCACUGGUCAAGGCAUUGCAGCACACUAUAGUCAUGACGGGAGAGUUGCAGGACAAGAUCCUGAAUAAAUAUCUUUCGCAAUGGAAAAUUAAUCAACGGUUCGUUGGUAUCGGGUCAUCGGCAAAGAUUGAGAACAAUCUGGAUACCAUACAGUUAUGGUGCGAAAAUCUUGCAGAGAUCAUCUGGAACACGAAGGUACACUUAACGCAGGCUAUCAACACACAACUGGAAGGAUAUAACAAUCUAAUCGAGGCACAAGAUCUAAUGACAGCAAUGAAAUAUGUAACAAGCUUGUGUGAGACGCUUAUCUUCAAUUCAUUUAUCGUCGAAAAACAACCACCCCAAAUUAUGAAAAUCAACGCGAUUUUCGCUGUAACCGUGCGCCUGCUCCUCGGUAAGACGAUGAAAAUCAAGACAAAUCAGCCACAAGUGACGGUGUCCAUCAUUUCCGAGCUUGAAGCACAGGAACUUUAUCGGACAAAAAAAGCUUCUAAUCAUAGUUCUGGUGAAAUGGCGAACAAUGUCAGCUGUUUGAAGUAUAACGGAGUCACGCAGCACUUGUCAGCUGAAUUCACCAGUAUGCGUCUACAAAAGAUAAAGCGCAUGCAUAAGCAACCCAACAAAUGUGUAAUGGAUGAGAAGUUUGCUCUAUUAUUCCAGUUCAGCUUGUCUGCGGAUUGUGAUCUCGUCCUUCCAGUAUGGGCUAUGUCAUGUCCCGUUGUAGUUACCGUACAUGUAUCCCAGGCUCAACAAGCUUGGGCAAACAUAAUCUGGGACAAUGCGUUUGCGGAAAUCGAUCGUACACCGUUCAAUGUGCCAGAAGUAGUGUGUUUUAACUGGUUAGCCAACGCACUCAGUGUAAAACUAAAUGGCCCCUUUGGCCAUUCCUUGGCAGUGGAUCAGAUGCAUUUCCUAUGUGAAAAAGCUCUUGGGUACAAACAACCGUUUCCGGUACCUGACGACCUCGCCAUCACGUGGUCCCAGUUCUGCAAAGAAAAUCUGCCUGGCAGUGAUUACACAUUUUGGGAAUGGUUUUACCAGGUGAUGAAGUUGAUACAUGAGCACCUGCAUGAAUUCUGGUUAAACGAGAGAAUCAUUGGUUUCAUAUCAAGGCAGCAGGCGGAGCAAUAUUUGAGCAAAUGUCAGCCAGGAACUUUCUUAUUGCGUUUUUCUGAAACGGUGGUUGGCGGUAUCACGAUCGCAUUCGUGCAUGAAAGCAACAAUUUGCUGCGCAAGAUAUUGCAUGUUCAACCUUUUACGGCAAAGGAGUUGUCCAUCCACUCGUUGGCUGAUCGUAUACUCGAUUUGGAUGAGCUUUCCUAUCUGUACCCGUACAUACCGAAGCACGUGGCGUUUCAACGACAUGAAAUUAAGAGUGAGCAGAACUACGAUACGAAUUAUGUCGCGUGGAAGCUGCAGGCCACGCUGAAACUUCCAAGUAACGACCGUGUGACGAACAACCAAUCGAGUAACAAUCAGUACCAGAUGCCCAUCACGAGUGAGUCCACCUUGCCAACCCUCGACCAGGUGACUUUCUUUGAUCUUGAAAACAUUGGCCUGUUCUCACAUGAAGCGUGA